AUGGCUGCGACCGCCCGCACUGCAGCAGCUCCUCUAGCACGGUCACUCGCCACCCAGGCCGCCGCCCCUGUCCGCCCGCGGCGACUGAACCGCCGCACGGCGCGGUCCUCCCCCCAGGCCGCCCUCGCAACCCUCACCGAGCUGUACCACCUCGCGCCGACCUUUGUGCCCGCCCACGAGCCGUCCACCCUGUCGUCACACAUCACCUCGACUCUCGCCACCCCAAACGCGGCGUCGUCGCGCCCGAAACCCCACGACCUGCGCGACCUCGUCCUCGCGCAGACGCUCCUCGACGUACAGCGGGUCAAGCUCGACGCAGGCGGGUCGACGCACACGGGCAUCCUCGGCAUCGACGUCAAGCUGCCGAGCAACGCGGCCAUGUCGUACGGGCACCUCGGCGAGGACGACCAGUUUGACCACCGGGCGUCGUUCUACUCGACGUACGCCAAGGGCGCCGAGCCGCCACUCGCGCAGCGCCUGCGCAAGGUCGUCGAUGCGUUGCACGGGACGCAAGCCGGUGGACGGGCGGGCCCGGCGACGCUGAGGGAGCAAGGGGCCAAGGCGGUGCAGUGGAACGAGGGCCUCGAGCGGGCGCGGCGGGCGGCGCAGGAGCAGGAGCGCAAGAUGGACGAGGAGGCGCAGGCGUUCGCCGAUGUGUUCGAGGAGGACGAGCGGCGGGCAUAG
Molecule: messenger RNA, 684 nt
Organism: Rhodotorula graminis WP1
Lineage: Eukaryota; Fungi; Basidiomycota; Microbotryomycetes; Sporidiobolales; Sporidiobolaceae
Exons: 1
Coding region: 1-684 (227 amino acids)
Source: RefSeq, a predicted model, not a curated record